Cynoglossus semilaevis (tongue sole) is the source of this 8069-nucleotide messenger RNA. Its product is annotated as serine/arginine repetitive matrix protein 1-like. Gene Ontology annotation, molecular function: protein binding. The record is from RefSeq and is a predicted model, not a curated record. Lineage: Eukaryota; Metazoa; Chordata; Actinopteri; Pleuronectiformes; Cynoglossidae. The transcript is spliced from 9 exons. Bases 3440 to 6535 code for a protein of 1031 amino acids.
UGUGUGCAAGUGCUUAUGUGUGUCUGUAAAUGCAUGUGAGCCACAGAGGGGAGGAGUUUGUGUGUGUGUGUGUGUGUGUCUUGAGUACAGACUUGUUUGUGUAUUUGCGCAUGCAUGUGGGUUGAGGGAGGGGACUGUGUGUGUGUGUGUGUGUGCUGUAAAAGAGGGAGAGAGAACGAGAGAAUCGAUCAGAAGGGUGAGACAGACUGUGACAGGAAUGGAGGGAGAGAUGGAAGGGUCAGGCAGCUCACUGAGGGAGGCGAGACAGAUCACAUGGAAAAGAAAGUCACAAGUCCCUAAAAAAACUCACUCAGACAAAAACACACUGAAACAACAUAAGACCAUUCAUGCAAAAAAUACAAACAAAUGUGCUUUUCAGGUGAAGCCUGUUGACCUGUUGACUGGACCAACAUUUGAUGCUGAUGUCAUGCAUAGGGACACAUGGUGUCUAACAGGUUCAUCCUGCUGUCAUUCUCCAGUCCUGCUGUUUCUGAUGCUGUCUCAAAAAUUAAUUGUGGUUGAAAAGAACUGAGGUGUUGGUUAUUGACUAAGGUGAAUAGUUUUUCAAUGUUCGAAUCCUGUCGUGGUUGAUGUGCAUCAUUGUGAUCUGAUUGGCUGAUGCUGUUGGAAUAUUGAGGCAGCGCAAUUCAAUUAGAUGCUACCCACAUCGCCACUGGAAACAUUACAUUACAUUACAUCUAUUUUGAUGUAAUGAUCAAAAGUAUCUAGACCAAGAAACACCCAGAAAAUAAAGUAUUCAGAUACUUUGGCAGAUGCAUUUUGAGUCAGACGUAUUGGACUCAACAGAGUCAACAUGCUCCACAUUUGUCUCCUUGGGUCUGACCCAGAUGGGAUUGAAAAAGCAUAGGUGUAGCAACGUUAGCAGUGUCACCAAACUCCAGCAUCUAGAAGUCUCUUUAUCUGCUCCUACCAACAUCAUAACAAUAAUCAUUAGGAUGCAGCACUGUUAUUAUCCAGUUCAAAUUCUUAGCACAUUCACUUUAAAGAGUACUGACGAUGUCAGGUUCCACAUUUUCUUUUCCCAUCUUCGUAACUGGAAGUGACCCAAUAUUGAUGGGAUGCAGAGACAGCUACUGUUGAGGGGGACAUGUCUGUGGACUGCAGCAAGCUAACAAAAAUAACGAAACAACGAAAUGUGUGUUGCUGAAUUUUUUUUUCCUCAGUAUUCCAUAAAUGUUAAGCUGUGCAUCUUGGGGUCUUGGGGUCUUGCAUUUUACCAUUUUUAAAGACGUUUGAUUUUUGCUAGUAGAAUUCAUUCAUGUGUUGCAAAGAUCUAUAGUGUGCAAAUGCAGGACUCUCUUAAAUACACAUUAUCACUUGUCUAAAUGGGAGUGGAGUGGAUCAACACAAAGACAGUGAGUCUGGUUGAUAUCUCAUUUGAAUGAGUUUUCUUCUCGCCUGUUUUAUUUCUGCCGUCUGUUCUUUUUUUUCCUUUCUCGUCUGUUCACGGCCUGCCAUUCUUUCUUUAACCUUUUACUCUCUCAUUCUCUCUCUCUCUGUCAUACACACACACACACACACAGAGUAAUGAACAUUUAAAAAAUCUUAACGCACAAUCUUCCAAUGGCCUGGUUUAAAAAUCCUCCUAUGUCGUGCCAGUAACAAAGCAGACUGAGAGAAAACACUAUUUAGAUGUGUGGUAACAGAACAGUCCCAGAAUCAGGACCAGUUUGGUUCUCCUGAAGCUUAGUGGUUUUGGCAUAGACUUGGUCUAGAGAAGAUAAUCUCACAUGGCCGCUCUGAGCUCACACAGGUCGCUGCAUCUCGGCUCUGGGGGUAAUUGCACAGUGUUAAGUGGCAAUCCAGAGGUCAGAGCACUAGACCAUGUUAAGGCUAACUAGAUCUUAGAAUUGUGCUGUGGUCAGUGUGUGGUUUGUAUUUUUCAUAUUUAGCUGGGUUUCUAGUGUGCUCGUGUGUUUACUCCUUGGACUAUUCCAAUGUAACCUUCACAAUUGAAUUUUUUUUUACUAAUUUCUUUGUUCAUUAGGUUUUAAGCCUGAAGCAUCAGACCAAACAUGUGAGAAAACACCAUAGACCAGAUGUAUUAGAUGUAGAUUUGGACAAUGUGGUCAACUUUAUGUUGAGCAAUAAUAUUUAUAUUUAUUAAUAUUAUUGCACCUAAAUCAAAUUAUCAUCGUUAUCAUCAUCCAGAAAUAAUCUUUAGUGAACACGGACUGCAUAAAUGAGUAGGUUAGGAACUAGGGUAGAAAAAAAAAUAGUGUGAAUUGUAAAGGGUUUCUGUGUUAGCUGUGGUUUAAUUAAUAUUGGAAUCAUGGACCACUUAUAAGAGCUGGACAAUGAUGUAUCACUACAUUUAUGGGAAAAUUAGGUCAAUCAUCCUAUAUUUGUCCGUAAACAUGAGCAUACAGUUAUUUUGAUCACAAGUAAGUUCUUGCUUAAAAAAAAAGAGAAGUUUAUUCAAUCAUAUAGAAGAUGUACAAAAAGUGUAACGGUAAAUAGGAUUGGUCUGCAGGACUGGAAGUCUGCAGUCCUUGGUGCCUUCAGUGACGUUCGCCAUCAACACCACAUUAUUAACGUUCGGUGACAAAUAGAUGUUAUCGACAUUAGCCGCAGCUCAUCUAGAUAUUGAACAGACCUACUGUCAAUCACCUGCAACAAUCAAGCAUUUUCACUCCUUAUUUUGUAUUUUCCUAUAAACUUAUUUACUACAACUGACCAUUAUAUUCUAAAGAGGAAGAUAAACCAUAUUUAUGUUAGAUAAUCCAUUAGUCAUGGGAAAUCACUAAUCACUUGCUGCAUAGUAACACAAGUAACCCUGUUAGCUGGCUAAAGUUACUCUUAUCUUGGUGACUAAGGUAUAAAGUAGUAAACACAAAUACCACAAUGCAGCACUAUGAAAACUGAAUCAAAAUUAGAAACAUAUAUUGUGACAAAAGAGGUGUUAACCAACCUCCCAGUAUUAAGAAUGAUCUUGUUGUGGUUUUUCUUAAAUAUACAACACUUAGUAUGUUUAGUGUGGUAGAAGUUGAAUUGAUCUUUCAUAGCUAGCUAACUUCUAACGAGAAGUUUAUUUCUUCAGUUACAGCCAAGCCAUAUGCAGAGCCCUGGUGAGUGAAAAGAUUAAUAAAAUUAUGUUUACAGCUCUAAUACAUAGACAAAAUGAUUAAAAUUUACUUAAAGUUAUUUUUAUGUCAACACAGGAUAGUCAUAUUUCUCCCAGAUCCACAUGUGUUUACAUCCCUUUAUUGAUUGUCUGUAUGUUUUUGUGUUGACAUUUUCAUGAAGCCCUUGUACUAACUGAUUAUUUCGCCUUUCAUGUUAACCUUUCAUCUGGACCUUUAUGUGUUGACUGUAAAAGGCACUUGGUGAAUGGAGGAUAUUGAUGGUUGAUUCUGUGUAAACACUUGUUUUAGAAGUAAAAAUAUUUAGAUAAAUUCAAAAACCAGCUGUAGAGAAGAUGUCCAUGAUGUCCAGUACACCAAACCCUGGCAACAUUGUUAACUCGACGCGCGGAUGUGGAAGGAAGAGGAAAGGGACACCUGUGAAAGUCUUUGUUACACACACGGAGGAGAGCGUGCCUGAACACAGAGUUAGCUCAGGUGAGCAUAAAGACACAUCAGAGCACAAACGGCCGACGAUGGAACCAGCUCAACGCAAGAAUAUUUCACCAGAACUGGCUUGUGAAAGAGACACUACAGGAUCCAGAAGCAGUUCCUGUCCAGUCUCCACACCAGCUCCACCUUCCUCUCCAGCCCCCACCUUAACACCAGUCCAAGCUACGGCAACAUUCACCCAGGCCCCGUCUCUGACUCCGGCCUCCACUGCUCCAGCUGCCCCAGUGGCCUCUGCCCCAGCACCAACAGCCAGCUCCUUCCCUCCUUCCCCAAACUGUCGUAUCAGAGAGGUCCACUGUGGCAGCCAGGUGCGCUUGGUCGUAAUCGCCAUCCGAGACAUCACCAAGGGGGAGGAGAUUACAGUGGACUACAGUCUGACAGAGUGGGGAGAGAACCUGGGUUUUCGUCGUACUGUGUCCCCUGCGCAACAAGAGUGUUACUCAGACGCUGAGAAUAAUAACAAUGUUAAAAAGGAGGAUGAGCCCCUCCCUCUGACAGCCCAGCAGCCGAGGCCUCGGCAGCAUCAACAGCAAGACCGUGUGACUCCCUCUUGGUCCCUGUCUCCCUCCUCUUCCCCCAUCUCCCACUCUGAUGCCAGUGACUCGGAUGUUGGUAAUGACAAUUCUAGCCCACGAGGCCGUGCUCUACGUCGGCGUAAAAAACGACGUAGUGCCCCAUCGAGGAAAAAAACUCCACAUCGGACCCCACCGGGGCGACAAACUGCAGUCUCCCUGAACAAUGGGCCACAUCAUAGUCGUCCACUCUCAAAGAAUGUCCCGCCUCAAGCACAGUCUUCCCCACCCUGCUCAUCUUCCUCAUCUCCUACUAAGUCUGUGUUCAAAGCUCCAGCUUCCUUGGCCUCCAACAGCUCCAACAGUGUCAACACGAGUGUACUCAGAGGAGGAGUUUCGGUGGAGUCUGUGCGCCAAACAUGCGAGUACUGUGGGCGCCACUUCCGCUCACUGGGUCGUCAUCUGGACAAGCACCACGCCCAUCAGCCUGAUGUGUGCUCCGCCCUCGUUGAACGUUAUACGCAGAUGCCUCGGCUGCAUCCACAGAACACGAACUCUAUCACAACCCAUCUUCACUCUCAGCAACCCAGGUCACCACAGCCUGCAGGACAGAGCCGGUGCUCAGAUCUUUCACAGAGUGGCGUUCAGGACCUCUCCACGUCACCCCCAACACUUACAGCAGCUAACCAGUCCCCUACUUCCUGUGGAAGGAACUCCACCCCACCCUUACUGACUCCUCCUCGAGGACAGAACGCAGUGCCUGUGUCGGUUUUAAAGAGGAGCCCACCCCCUGUGACUGUGACUCAGCCCAGGAAAGGAACAACAAAAACACUCAAGAAAGACAGACAGGAGGUGGGGGAAGAGGAUGAAGAUGAAGACGUGGAGGUUGUGGAGGUAAAGAGGGCCAAAGAUGAAGAGGAUGUGGUGGUGGGUGGUCCUCAGUCCUACAGAAACAACUCUGCCAAAGAGACAGAGCCAACAGAGGAGGAGUUUGAGGAAGAGGAGGAGAUGGAUGAAGAAGAAGAGAAGGGUGGUUUGAUGGAGAUAGAAGAUGAGAGUGGAGCAGAGGAUAAGGAAAAGGACCUGUUGAGUGGUUCUGGGCGUCACCAAAUGCUACCCUUGCUUUCUUCGUUAUCUUCUUUGGUACUUUACCUUCGUCGCCUGCAACAUUCAGCCUUCCUAUCCCUAUCUCGCCAACUGCAAUCAUCUGAGGCUUGGCGCCUUCUCUGCAAUUCCAGCCUGGCUCUGCUAAUCCUGUACAACCGACGACGGGAGUGUGAGGUUUCCAAGCUGACUAUAGCAGAAUACCGUGCUCGUGUGACUCCCCAGUGCCCUGUUCCAGUCCCACCUGGUGCUCCUCCUGCUCUUACACCUCUGGAGGCCUCUCUGUCUCCAUUUGAACGCCUCGUACUUCCCCAUCUCCCGAGAGUUGGCGUCCAGGGUAAACGUGGCCGGGUCCAGCCCCUAAUUCUGCCCCCCCACUGUGAACCAUGCCUGGAGCUCCUGCUGCAGACACGUCAGGAUGUAGGAGUUGACCCUGUAAACCCUUACAUCUUUGCCAGGCCCUAUCACUCCCCUGCUACACCACUGCGAGGCACUGACCUCCUCCGGAGCCUGGCCCGUUCCAGUGGAACGCGCAAUCCACGUGCCCUGACCCAGACCCGGGUUCGCCGUCAGGUAGCUAUCCUCACCCAGCUGCUGCUUUUGGGAGAAGGAGAGGAGCUAGGGCAGCCAGAAGGCAAUGCUGUGGAGAGGUUGGAACACUUUCUUGAAAGGGAGUAUCACGUGACACAGAACUGUGCUGGGAUUGGCCAAGACCCGGGACUAAUGGGCCGAGUGGGCCGAGUUGUGCUUUGUGGAGAGAGAGAUGGAGUACUUUUCAGAGGGAUGAGCCUGAAUCACAUAUGUCUGGAACUUGAUGUUAUGUCUGGAAACUCUGCUGACUCGUAUUCAGAAGGGGAGUCUGAAGGAGAGCCGGUUAAGGAGAAGCCAGAAGUACCAUCUUGGAUUCCUGCUCCAGCUCCUGCUCCCAACUCCACUCCUACCCUUUUGUAUGUCAGGAGGGGUAAGAACAACGGGCGAGUGGGCAGACCGAAGAAGCUCAAAAACAUCCAUUCACCUCCUCCUCCACCACCUCCACCCCCACCUGUAGUGAACCGGAAAAGAGGCUCAGGAAAGCGAGGUGUUCUGAAGCGUCCCUGGUCGGAGGCAGAGCGUGCAGCAGUUGAGGAACACCUGACUCAAAACAUCACCGAGCUGCGUGUUCCAGCCAAGGCUGACUGUGAGCGCUGCCUGCAGCAGUGCCCCCUGCUGGUCAGCAACCAGCGUGACUGGCGUGCCAUCAAAUUCUAUUGCCACAACCGCAUUCAGCUGUUGAAGAAGAACCAGCAGCGGUACAGCGAACCUCAGCCUCUCACCGUCUGCUGAGAGCAAGAGUGUUUAAUGGAGAAAGACACGGAUUCAAGGUAGAAAUGGUUUAGUCAGGUAGGUACACAAGGAAAGGCACUAAUUUUCAGAGGGUGGUCUUAAAUUUCACCCCAGUCUUAUGGUAGCAUCAUUGGUUGGGUUUGCCUGACACACACUGAAUGAUUUAUUUGAAGGCCUAAAAUGUGGAACAUUUUAUUGACUGAAUGGCUGCUCCUCUAGAAGGUCUUAAAAAUGACACUAAAGUCUUCAUGGUGCUCCUGUGUUGAUUGUUACAUUAAAAGUCCUGACCUUGAAUGGGUGCACUUUUAAACACACCCAGUAGGAACCGGAGUGGCCAUGACACUGAACGCAGCUCGUCGCUUGUUUUGUAAAUGAACGUUUUUUUCCUUCCUUCUCUAAGAAUGGAUACACUAAAGUGAAAUGUAAACGAGGGAGGACUCUGAGCCCAAGAGUGUUGUUUAAGUAGCAUUGGUGUUUAUGCACUCGGAGAUGUUCGUAGGACAAAUGGCCUGUGCCAGGGCCACACUUUUCUUAAUUAAAGGCUUUAUUGUUAGAGUAGGCCUACCUGAUGCUAAUUAGAAAAAUAAUUUUGUCUGUAUGCAGACCAAUAGUUCUUCUUUUCUUAGAGCUAACUGUGCAAUGCUGACUAUGGUUUCAUCACAUGCGGACCUUGACUAACCUGUGAGGUAGUACAAGAUGAACCAGUAAUGUUUUUUUUUUUUCAAUUUAAUUGCUUUUUUUAAAAAAAAACUGGGAACACAAGCCCCGUGUUCAUUUUUAAGUUGUAGUUUUAUCUCAGAGAAAAUGUUACGGCCUCAGAAUGUUGUGAAGUUGCUGUUGAAAACCUAAGAUGUUUAGUUCAACCACAGAGUUGUUUUUAAUUUUUUCCUCAUAAGUAAGUAAGUCAACAUUUAGGACAUUGUCAGUAACCGUUUUCCCCAGAGAGGUUUUUUGUGUGUCCUACUCUUUGUUGUAUUUGUUUGCCGGUCGCACAGUUGUCACCUGCAGAAGUAGAAAAAAGGUGCAUUAGGCUUAGAAUGAGCUGUUCACUAUCUUAUAUUCAGGAUGGAUAUUUUAGUAGUGUAAACUAGUGUUACAUUUCUUUUUAAAUUGGGCAUUUUUUAGAGAAGUGAUUGUCCCAUGUUGCCACAUUUGUCCCAUCAUCUGUGUUGAAUGUUCCAAAGGCUAGCACUUGUCCAUCCUUUCCUAGUCACACUACAUACUUCGAUGCUUCAUUAGAAUAUUCUGUCAAUUAGAUCAUACUUGAAGUUUUUUAAACCCUUUUACUGAGUGUUUUACUUUAUGUCCAGCCCUAGCCUGCCAGUUACAUUGUACAUAGCAAAUACAUUAUUAUACUAACUGGUUCUUUGCGCUGGAUGAUAUGUUCUUUAUCUUCCAUUUCUAAGUUGUCAAUGUCUGUACAUAGGCCUUAUGUAAAUAUUUCUCAGAGAACAAAGGAAAAAACACAGUGUAUGACAUUUAUUGUUUAUUGUGUUGUUUUUUCUUUUUUAUAAGUAAAAUAAAGUAUUCAAAG